Molecule: messenger RNA, 941 nt
Organism: Leguminivora glycinivorella
Lineage: Eukaryota; Metazoa; Arthropoda; Insecta; Lepidoptera; Tortricidae
Gene: Pfdn2
Product: prefoldin subunit 2
Exons: 3
Coding region: 80-511 (143 amino acids)
Biological process (GO): protein folding
Cellular component (GO): cytoplasm; prefoldin complex
Molecular function (GO): protein folding chaperone
Source: RefSeq, a predicted model, not a curated record
AAAAAUAUUGUGACCUAGAGUUAUUUGCAGGAAGCAAUUUAUAUUUAUAAUAAAUAAUUAUAUUAUUUAAGAUAAUAACAUGGCAAAGCCUGCAAACAAAGGUGGGAAGAAGUCGAGCGAGGAGGUGUUCACCGGUUUUCAAACCCUGCGCGCUGAGCAGCGCCAGCUCGCCAAUAAAAUCUCUGAGCUGGAAAUGGACUUAAACGAGCACAAGAUCGUGGUGGAGACGCUGAAGGGCGUGGAGGAGGAGCGGCGCUGCUUCCGCAUGGUGGGCGGCGUGCUGCUGGAGCGCACGGCGGGCGCCGCGCUGGCCGAGCUCGAGGCCAACCUGCAGCGCCUGCCGCACGCGCUCGCCGCCCUCAAUCAACAACUUGCUAACAAGGGCCAGGAAAUCAAUGCUUACAUCGAGACCCACGACAUUCGCCUGCAGCGCGGCGCGACCACGGCGCCCGCGCCCCCGCCCGAGGCGGCGCCCUCGCAGCAGAACAACGUGCUGGUGGCUAGCGGCUGAGCGACCGUCACAAGGCAUGCAUCUCCACUUUGUGCAACAACUUACUGAAACUGUAUAGACUGUAAAUAUACCUGAUGCCAUCACUCUGCUAACUGCCUUGUUAAACGGCACUCAACCAGAAAUUAACAAGUUUCAGAUUUUUUACUAAUUGUUUUAUACAUCCUUGAGUGGGCUCAACUAUCCAUGCAUCUGAAUUGUGUAGUUUGUAAAAGGCUCAUAAGAGAUUUGCUUAAUAUUACAAAAGAAUAGUUAUUUCUUUAUAAAUUCAGAAAUACAUUCUAAAUUAUGUAUUUUUAUAAUAAUAAAAGUAUGUCCUUUUGGUAUAAAAUAAAGUAAUCGAUUCAUUUAAAUUGAUUUUGCUUAAAAGGUAAUUUAAGUUUGUAUUAAUUUAGAUUCUAAUUCUAUGGAUUAAACAUAUUUUAUAAAUUUA